Messenger RNA from Octopus bimaculoides (California two-spot octopus), 2104 nucleotides. RefSeq names its product small ribosomal subunit protein uS5m. Gene Ontology annotation, cellular component: ribosome. Gene Ontology annotation, molecular function: structural constituent of ribosome; RNA binding. Lineage: Eukaryota; Metazoa; Mollusca; Cephalopoda; Octopoda; Octopodidae. Gene Ontology annotation, biological process: translation. The record is from RefSeq and is a predicted model, not a curated record.
UUUAUGACUUUUCCUAAGGGUUUCAAAGCUGUAAAUGGACUAAAUCAGAACCGACUAGGAAUCGAAACUGGAUUCUACACUCACACCUCACUUAACGACGACGAUACAUUUCAAUGUUUUUCUUAUUCCCAAGGACAACCACAUGACACAAUGUAAUUAAUCAUUAAUGCACGGGGAGAUCACUCUAUUUCAUCACUUCGCUCUCCCCUUUAAAGAUGGCGUCGACCAUACUGUGUGCGGUACGUACUUCGUUUUCUGUUUUACGUCCUUUACAAACAUGUCACAGCCCUUCGAUGUUACCACUGCAGAAUGCAAGGUAUUUGCCUAUCCUAGUAAACCUUACUGAUAUCCGUUUCUCUUCUUUUUUCAAACGUCUUCCCGCUGAUCGUCUCUGGGAAAGUGUCGGCGGUGUAAGUAAUGCUGGUAGAAAGAAAGGCAGAGGUCGUGGCCGGAAAAGAAAAGUAGAUCUACACAUCGGUCAGAUUCUCGGCGAUGGUCAACAACAGAUGGUCUGGCCCGGACUCAAUGCUCCUGUCAUGAAAGGUAAAAAACUGUUGAACGUUGAAAGUUUACCACCCAAUCCCGACAGAAAAGAACAGAUACAGAAAGUAAGAGAUCGUUUUCAAAGAUCUCGUCAUAUAAAAAUUCCUGCUUUGCAACGUGGAUGGACAGGGAGACGGAUGCCCGGUAUGAGUAUAGGACCACCAGAUCCUUUAGAUGAUUUUACAUUUGAAGGUUUCGAUACGAGAGUAUUAGAGCUUAAAACCGUAUCCAAUAUGACAGCAACUCUCGGACGAAAACAAAGUUACAGUGCAUUUGUUGUGACUGGAAACAAAAACGGUCUUGCCGGGUUUGCUAAAGGUAGAUCGGCUUCAGCUAAGGAUGCUCUUAGGAAAGCGAAAAAUAAGGCCGCCCUGCGAUUACGGUAUAUUGAACGAUUCGAGGAUCACACACUGUGGCAUAAUAUAUUUUGCCAGUAUUACGCAGUGAAAAUUUUCGCUAAAAAAAGACCGAAAGGCUUCGGGUUAAGGUGUCACCGAGUUCUGAAAACUAUUUGUCAAGUUAUCGGCAUUGAAAAUAUGUACGCCAAAGUAGAUAGCCACUCUAAAAAUACACAGUGUAUAACCAAAGCGUUCUUUGACGGUCUGUUGAAACAGGAAACACAUCAAGAACUUGCAGAUCGGAUGAAUAUGCAUCUUGUGGAACUCCGAAAUGAAAGAGAAUAUUUUCCAAAUGUUGUUGCUUCACCUUCAGACGGAAAAAUUUUGGAUGUUUCCCCAGUAAACGUUGACUUGGAUUUUUCGCAGUUGUACUAUGGUGGGAAAAGGCAAUUACAGAAAAAGAAAUCCCGCAGUAAUGAUAAUAAGAAUCCAUUGAUGCGAAGGAAACUAUGGCUUAAUUAUAAAAACAGAAACCAAUACCAAUCGAGAUUGGAUAGGAUCGUCCUCGGAUUUGAAGAACCUGGAAACCAACAGCAUAAGUAAAAUGUUUAGUUAUGAAACAUUGGUGGAGAUGGAGUAUAUGUAAUCUGGGUAUACCCCCCCCCCCUUUUAAAUUUUGUUUUUUUUUACGGAAUCCUAUGUUUCAGACCAUGGAGAAUCCGAUUCUGGAAAAAGAAAUUUCAAAAAUCUCAAUUUCAAAAUUUCGAUCUCCCCACCGGUUUUUAUAUAGAUCCACAGAGUAAACCUAACCCUAACCCUAACACUAGUUUUGUGAGAUUUGGCUGUUAUUUCUAGCAUGUAAAUAGCCUGCUUGGUGGGGGCGGGGGGAAUUGAAAUUUUUCAAAAAAUUUUUUUUUCAGAAUCGGAAUCUCCAUAGCCUAAAACGUGGGAUUCCGUAAAAAAAAAUUAAUAAAUAAGGGGGGAAAAGGUUCAGAUUACAUAUAGUCCAUCUCUACCAAAACAUUUAUAAUGGUAUGACUGAAGCUUUAUUACAUGUGGGUUGUCUGUUAAUAAAGGGACACGUUUGAAACGCAAGUUUCCAAGACUAGAACAAGUACAAUUAUCAAACAAAAGUCUAUAAUAUAUGACCAGAAUAUGUGCCCCAUCAUUACGAGAGACCCUGUAUUUUUUGUGUGAUAUUAAAACAAAAAUCUUUAUAUAUA